Molecule: messenger RNA, 429 nt
Organism: Haliotis rubra (blacklip abalone)
Lineage: Eukaryota; Metazoa; Mollusca; Gastropoda; Lepetellida; Haliotidae
Product: protein ANTAGONIST OF LIKE HETEROCHROMATIN PROTEIN 1-like
Exons: 2
Coding region: 1-429 (142 amino acids)
Source: RefSeq, a predicted model, not a curated record
AUGGCGUCAAAGAUUGCUUUUAAGCUACUAAUAGAUGAGGAGGAGGAGGAAGAAGAAGGAGAAUCGUUUCAGUCACUGUCCUACACCUACAGAAUAGCUGCCUGGACUAUUGGAGCUAUAGUCAAAGAGGUGUGCUCUGUGAUUUGGGAAACACUGCAACCAGAAGUUAUGAAAGUUCCUAAUGCACACGAGGAGUGGAAACAGAUUGCUGAGAGUUUUGAAGACACAUGGCAAUUUCCAAAUUGCUGUGGGGCCAUUGAUGGCAAGCAUAUUGUGAUGAAGGCACCAGCUAGGUCAGGUUCUGUAUACUACAAUUACAAAGGGACUUUUUCAAUUGUGCUACUGGCUGUGGUUGAUGCUUGCUACAAGUUUGUGAUGAUUGACGUGGGAUCAUAUGGGAUAAACAAUGACUCAGGAGUCAGGCUUUGA